UAUUCUGAAGCCAACCCAUCCUCCCACCGGAGCUCUCCUUCAACUUCCAGCAACCGAAGAUGCCGUCCCACAAGACCUUCAUGAUAAAGAAGAAGCUGGUGAAGAAGCAGAGACAGAACAGGCCCAUCCCUUAUUGGAUCCGCAUGCGCACUGACAACACCAUCCGCUACAAUGCCAAGCGCCGCCACUGGCGCCGCACCAAGCUCAGCUUCUAA
Coffea eugenioides is the source of this 215-nucleotide messenger RNA. Its product is annotated as 60S ribosomal protein L39-3-like. The record is from RefSeq and is a predicted model, not a curated record. Gene Ontology annotation, biological process: translation. Gene Ontology annotation, cellular component: cytosolic large ribosomal subunit; ribosome. Gene Ontology annotation, molecular function: structural constituent of ribosome. The coding region runs from base 60 to 215 and encodes 51 amino acids. Lineage: Eukaryota; Viridiplantae; Streptophyta; Magnoliopsida; Gentianales; Rubiaceae. The transcript has a single exon.